This is a messenger RNA of Olea europaea var. sylvestris, 2030 nucleotides long. RefSeq names its product CTD small phosphatase-like protein 2. Gene Ontology annotation, molecular function: phosphoprotein phosphatase activity. Lineage: Eukaryota; Viridiplantae; Streptophyta; Magnoliopsida; Lamiales; Oleaceae. The record is from RefSeq and is a predicted model, not a curated record. The transcript has 8 exons. The coding region runs from base 268 to 1692 and encodes 474 amino acids.
GGAGCGAAAAAAGCGCGUUGUAGAGAGAGAGAGAGCCCGCUGGAGAGAGAGAGUGGGGGGACUUCUUUUCCACAGAUAAUCAUCAUUUGUAUGUCUAUAAAGUAGAUAUGAUAUAUGUAUAUAUGAACACAAUUAUAGGCGAUAAAGAGUUUCUUUUGCAACUGGUUGAGUUCAGUCUCCUGGGGCUGAUCUGAUAUUUUGAAGAGGUUUGUUCCCUGCUAAUGUUCUCGAAGCUAUACUGUGAUAGAUAUCACAAGCACAGACCAAAUGCCAUCACUAAAAAUGAAAACCAAGUCGGCCACUGGGUGUUUAAGAGAAAGAGAUGGCCUCCGCGUAUGCCGAAAGUCAAGCAUGAUAACUAAGAGUCCUCUCUCUCAAGCCAGAAUUUCUCAAAAUACAGAAGAAGUUGAGACUGUGGUUGAUACUUGUCGGGAUGUUUCUUCGUGCGACAAAGUAUAUUCUCAGGACAUUAGAGGGGAUGAAGCCAAUCAUAAUGAGGUGCACAAUGGAAACAGUCAUUUUCCGAAGCAAGAAUCAACUACUGGUGAUUUUGCAACUGAUGGAUGCACGGAAUCCACAACAUCCACUUGCUCCUCAAGCUUAGAGACUAUUUUCUCUCCUAUAUUGGAGGCCAUGAAUUUCCAUUGGGGUAAAGGAAGUGACAAUCUCUGUGUGCCACUCUUGGAUGUGGAAAACAGUGACGAUAGCAGCAGAAGGUCUUCUGAGCAUCAAGAUUGCAAUGUAUCGGAUUUCUACAUCUCUGACAUGAUUUUUUCUGGAUUGCCCAUUGAAAGAAACUUGUCCUUUGAUAAUAAUGUAGAUUCUAUGUUCUUACCUGAUUACAAAUGUGAAGAGUCAAAUAUAUUUUGUGAUUUGGCUGAGGACUACAUGGUAUUGCCUCUUCUUGAGGAUACUUUGGAAACUAGAUAUGAUCACGGUGGCAAAGCAUCUGGAGAAAUCAUCAGCAAUGCCAAUGAUUCAAGCUUAUAUUUGGCAAUUCAUCAACUGAGAUCCUCCAACCAAGAUACUGACAUUAAUAUCUAUCCCAACUCCGACCAAGCAGAUUCUUUCGAUCCACAGAUUUAUAUCAGAAAUCUCCCUGACCAGCUGGAUGCAAUAUCGACAUUGCCGCAUGCCAAUAUUCUAAAAGAAAAGCAAAAAACUAAACAGAUCACAUUAGUUCUCGACUUGGAUGAAACACUCGUGCAUUCUACACUUGAAUUCUGUAGUAAUGCAGACUUCACAUUUCCUGUUUUCUUUAACAUGAAAGAGCAUAUUGUGUAUGUGAAACAAAGACCUUACCUUCAGAUGUUUUUGGAAAGAGUUGCUGAGAUGUUUGAGACAGUAGUGUUCACUGCUAGUCAAAGCAUCUAUGCAAAACAACUUCUAGACAUUCUGGAUCCAGACGGAAAGCUUAUUUCAAGACGAGCAUAUCGUGAAUCAUGCAUAUUUGCAGAAGGAAAUUACAUGAAAGACUUAACAGUUUUGGGUGUUGAUCUUGCAAAAGUUGCCAUUAUUGAUAAUUCUCCACAGGUUUUCAGGUUGCAAGUGAAUAAUGGCAUUCCUAUUAAGAGUUGGUUCGACGACCCAGGAGACACUGCACUUAUUUCACUACUUCCAUUCUUGGAGACUUUGGUUGAUGCUAAUGAUGUUCGGCCCAUAAUUGCUAGGAAAUUCGGUAACAAGGAAUAAGAGCUCCUUGUCUCUCCUUAGUAUUUCUUCAAUUGCUCCUUUCGUCUUCAUGUCAUUUUAAGCAAAACCAUCGCUGAUUUUAGAUGCUCAUUAUUUAUACCUCCUCGAUCCUUGAUAUAAUUGUCUAUACAAUAAAAUGGCAUCACCUUGUUGAGUCCACUUUUAUUGCUAGUUUCUUUUUGUUAUCCUGUCUUUCUGAGAAUCUUGUUAGUUGUUUAGGCUAGCAGAAGGUAUUGAACAAGAGGUUCUUUCGGUUUGCAUUGUACAGCCGUAGAUGCUCAGUUGUUUCCUGUAUGGUUCGACUUUUGUGGAAUAAAUUGUGAUUUUAUUUGUGUUUA